This is a messenger RNA of Coregonus sp. 'balchen', 5652 nucleotides long. NCBI's taxonomy places the organism in Eukaryota, Metazoa, Chordata, Actinopteri, Salmoniformes, Salmonidae. The record is from the annotation of a GenBank genome assembly.
AUGACAGGAGGAGAUCCUCGUCAUAUUCAUCGUCUCCUCAAGCCAAGGUACUGGUUCAGUCUAGUUAUGCGAUGUCAGGUGGCCAAAUAUUGUCCUUCUCACUGCUAGCCGUGUUAGUUAGCUUGGCUAAUCCACCGGAUAUUGGUUUCUGAAGCCGUGUUAGCUAUCACGUUAACAGUUAACUAACUACCUUUUUUAUGCAUGAAAUUUGGGGAAUCUUAGCCAUUUGUAAUGCUCUCUAUUUCUAUAAAGUUCAUAACACUUGAGAUAUAAUAAACGUAAAUACAGCAUCGUAAAAUCAAGAUGAUGAAUGUUUUAAUUUGAUGUGGUAUUAGUUGGCAAGUUGCGCAGUCUAUUCUGACCGUACGUAGAUCUCCUCGCAUUACAUGGUCGUCACUAGUUGCCACAAAGGCAUAAACUCUGCCUAUUUCUAAAAUGUAUCUUAAUAAAAUCAGAUUUUAAACCUAACCUUUAACCAUACUGCUAACCUUAUGCCUAACCUUAACUUUUAAAUUAAGACCAAAAGCAAAUUUUUUUUAACGUCAGGGUUUCCCAAACUCGGUCCUGUGGUCCCCCCUGGGUGCACGUUUUGGUUUUUGCCCUAGCGCUACACAGCUGAUUGAAAUAAGCAAAGCUUGAUGAGUUGGUUAUUUGAAUCAGCUGUGUAAUGCUAGGGCAAAAACCAAAACGUGCACCCAGGGGGGACCAAAGGACCGAGUUUGGGAAACCCUGAUUCUUGUGACCAUGCAAAGUGCUAAGCUAGCAAGCUUUUCUCAUGUUACCUACUGCAGCUUAGAAUGGAGGAAUAUAUUAUAUGUAUAGCUAACAUUCUAUUCUGCAAUAGAGGGGAAAUAUGGAAGAUGAUCAAAACUCAAGGUACCCAUCCUAAAAUGUAUGUUCGCAGAGAGGAGAGAGAAUCUUUAACUUGGGAGCUUUUUUUGGAAGCUAGUACUUAUGUCACUCAAGCUGUUAAGGUCAUCAGUUGACAGCUGUUGACAUUUGGGAAAGCACUAUUCAAUACCUAGAGCUGAUAUUGCAUUUACUACAGUCUGAUACUAUAUUAAUCCCACAGAGGAAUAGAAAUCCCAGUCAUAUACAGUAUAUCGUGUGUGUCUUAGAAUAUCUUAGCCAAUGACAAGAAGUACCAUAAUGUUUUUUUUACCAUUGUUUUUCUACAGGAGACUGGAGCAAACAGAUUAGUUUCCUCUCAUUUCAGGCAAUACUACAUUUUAUUUUAGCUUGAGAUCCUAAAUCUAGUCUAACUUGUCUUGCAAGUUCUGGUCACUUUGCAUAGGCUGCUAUGGUGCAGUGCACUUUCCAGGCACGACAUUGAGAACUAGCCUGUAUAUUUACAUAGGACUUAAUUUUGUAAAUGAAUGGUGGUUUCUAGUUUCAAAUGUAAACUUUAACUUUGAGUGUCUGUUAGAGCGUCUGGACUGUAGCCAUAUUAUGGUUAGUACACAUGGGUGCGUAGGGUUAUAUGACACUGUAUGAUACAGCGUCACAUUACCUUAUGGUGUCCCAGACCACUAGGAGGAUUGACGUGAUAAACAAUGAAUGUAUGUCUAGCUGGGUGUUUUGGAAUUGGAAGCCCUUGCAUUUUGACCUGCCCUUCAGACAAAGAGUACAUGGCAGUACAAGGCAGGCAAGAUAGACCCACUAGAGGAAGCUUAUGCUAAACUAAUCUGAUUCUGUCUAAGCUCGUCUUGGAUGGACAGGGGUUGUAGACGGGUAUUUUUAUGAUGUCACUCGAGACUAUCCCUCACUUGUUAAGGUCAUGAAUCAAAUGAAGUGCAUGGUUUGGAGAUUUAAACGGCUAUUAGGCUCAAGCUAUAGGGAUGCCCUUUAGUGUUUUAUACCCCCCGACACGUAAAAUACCUGGUCACUCAUUGGUCAGCAAACGUUCUCCACUUCUGGUGGUCUAUGGUCAUCUUUUACACUGAGGUUAUUGGAGCUCAGUCUCUAUUGUCCUCCGCCAUGUUAAUAACUUUAUUAAUAAUGCCGUAUCCAUGUGUUUUCCUCUUCUCAGGGAAGAUGUAGUACAGCUGACUUAAAAGGCCUGAAUAUAUUAUGUUAUUAAAAAGCAUGAGCUGGCGCACACCCAGAGAACAUUAUUUUGUGUGGAGGUGCUGACUAACAGUGAAUAAACUGUAAGCUAUAAAAGUCUCACACUACGCCGCCAGGGACUCAAAUCCUGCAGUGCCAGACGUGUCCCCCUGCUUAAGCCAGUACAUGUCCAGGCCCGUCUGAAGUUUGCUAGAGUGCAUUUGGAUGAUCCAGAAGAGGACUGGGAGAAUGUCAUAUGGUCAGAUGAAACCAAAAUAUAACUUUUUGGUAAAAACUCAACUCGUCGUGUUUGGAGGACAAAGAAUGCUGAGUUGCAUCCAAAGAACACCAUACCUACUGUGAAGCAUGGGGGUGGAAACAUCAUGCUUUGGGGCUGUUUUUCUGCAAAGGGACCAGGACGACUGAUCCGUGUAAAGGAAAGAAUGAAAGGGGCCAUGUAUUGUGAGAUUUUGAGUGAAAACCUCCUUCCAUCAGCAAGGGCAUUGAAGAUGAAACGUGGCUGGGUUUUUCAGCAUGACAAUGAUCCCAAACACACCGCCCGGGCAACGAAGGAGUGGCUUCGUAAGAAGCAUUUCAAGGUCCUGGAGUGGCCUAGCCAGUCUCCAGAUCUCAACCCCAUAGAAAAUCUUUGGAGGGAGUUGAAAGUCCGUGUUGCCCAGCGACAGCCCCAAAACAUCACUGCUCUAGAGGAGAUCUGCAUGGAGGAAUGGGCCAAAAUACCAGCAACAGUGUGUGAAAACCUUGUGAAGACUUACAGAAAACGUUUGACCUGUGUCAUUGCCAACAAAGGGUAUAUAACAAAGUAUUGAGAAACUUUUGUUAUUGACCAAAUACUUAUUUUCCACCAUAAUUUGCAAAUAAAUUCAUUAAAAAUCCUACAAUGUGGAUUUUUUUCCCUCAUUUUGUCUGUCAUAGUUGACAUGUACCUAUGAUGAAAAUUACAGGCCUCGCUCAUCUUUAAGUGGGAGAACUUGCACAAUUGGUGGCUGACUAAAUACUUUUUUUCCCCCACUGUAUGUAUGUAUGUGUAUAUAUAUAUAUAUAUAAACCUCCCAGUCAUUUAUUGGGUAAAACCCCAACGUUUUGGCAUCACUGUGCCUUCUUCAGGUUACUGCGUUAUUACCGUGUUAUAUAAAGGUCAACAUGUUUUCAUCUUCCUCUCUACAGAUGUAGUGGUACGGUGGGAGCCAUCGUGACCUGUCCUCUGGAGGUGCUGAAGACCAGGUUGCAGUCGUCAGGCAUCACGCUCCGGCCCAUGUUCCAGGUCCAACUGGGCACGCUCAAUGGUACUGGGGUCAUCAGACCAGGCUCAGGCACCGUUACACCACCUAGCCUGCUGCAGGUCUUACGGUAAGGGGUCGUCCCUCUUUUUCUUAUUAUUAGUGUGGGGAUACUCUACUAUGGGUCUUACGGUAAGGGGUCGUCCCUCUUUUUCUUAUUAUUAGUGUGGGGAUACUCUACUAUGGGUCUUACGGUAAGGGGUCGUCCCUCUUUUUCGUAUUAUUAGUGUGGAGAUACUCUACUAUGGGUCUUACGGUAAGGGGUCGUCCCUCUCUUUCUUAUUAUUAGUGUGGGGCUAGUCUACUAUGGGUCUUACGGUAAGAGGUUGUCCUUCUUAUUAAAAGAUAAAUAGUAAUGGUGUCUUUUUGUAGGCACUCCUCCAUGGUUCGUUGGACAAAGCCUAUGGGGAAAAUGAAUGGCGUGUUUGGAUAAACGCCGAAAAUAAGGUCUGUGGUAAACACAGGCUUAGGAUUUCUUAUAAGUUUUGUUCUAUGAGAUAAUCUUAAUCAGGUAAUGUCACUUUUUGUGAAUUUUGAAGAGCACAUAAAGGUUUCAUAAUUCAUAAGGUCAUGUUAACUGACUGCUAUUAUCUCAUAGACAGGCGGCAGGUAGCUUAGUGGUUAAGAGCGUUGUGCCAGUAACCGAAAGGGCAUUGCGUUCAUCCACCUCUGGCCUGCUGGCUCCCCUACCUCUGCGGAAGCACAGUUCCCGCUCAGCCCAGUCAAAACUGUUCGCUGCUCUGGCACCCCAAUGGUGGAACAAGCUCCCUCACGACGCCAGGACAGCGGAGUCACUCUCCACCUUCCGGAGACAUUUGAAACCCCACCUCUUUAAGGAAUACCUGGGAUAGGAUAAAGUAAUCCUUCUACCCCCCCCCCCCCCCCCCCCCCCCCCCCCCCCAAAAAAAAAACAAACAUUGUAAAGUGGUUAUCCCACUGGCUAUAAGGUGACUGCACCAAUUUGUAAGUCGCUCUGGAUAAGAGCGUCUGCUAAAUGACGUAAAUGUAAGGUCGCUGGUUCUAAUCCCCGAGCCGACUAGGUGAAAAAUCUGUCGAUGUACCCUUGAGCAAGGCACUUAACCCUAAUUGCUCCUGUAAGUCGCUCUGGAUAAGAUCUCCUAAGCCUGUGUUAACCUCAGACCUUAUUUUCGGCAUUUAUUCCAAAACCCAAUUCUUUCCUCAUUCAUUUUCCCUAUAGGGAUGGCUGAACGAACCAGAAGUAACUCAUUUCUGGGUUUUAGGGCUACAAGCUGGCGAGCUCUAUUAGCAUGGGGACAGUCUACUAUGGGUCUUACGGUAAGGGGCUCUUACGGUAAGGGGCUCUUACGGUAAGGGGCUCUUACGGUAAGGGGCUCUUACGGUAAGGGGCUCUUACGGUAAGGGGCUCUUAUAAGUGUGGGGCAUAGGAGGCUGCUGAGGGGAGAACAGCUCGUAAUAAUGGCCGGAACGGAGCAAAUGGAAUGCCAUUAACCACAUGGAUGUAGUUGUUACCGUGCCGCUCCAGUCAUUACCACGAGCCGAUUCUCCCCAAUUAGGGUGUGGGGCUACUAUAGGUAUUACGGUAAGGUGCUCUCCCUGUUUUCUUUCAUUAGCGUGGAGUUACCACAGCUAUGCCAGGCACGCCUAACCACUUAAAUUACCUUCUAUUUAUCCCUAAUGGCAAUUAGGCCUUUUGCUGGUCAUAGAUGGGUUAGAUGACGACGUCACAAAAAUGCGAGUCUAUGGGGCAGAAGGCUGUGUGUUAUGAAUCUGGACAGUCCGACAGCUAGCAACAAGGACAAGAAGCUGCCAUGUGGGGAAUCGUAGGUGGCUCGUUGUACCUUGUUAUUGAUACCAUGUCUUGUUUUGACUCUUUUGAUAAUGUGGCUAAAAUUCGCCAGCUAGCUAAACCAACAAAUGUAACAAUGUAUUUGAGCAACAACAAGUGCUGAUUGUGCAACUGUAUUUAUGUUUUCAAUAAAGAUUUGGAGAGGAAAUAUAGUUUCCUGUUUUGCACCACGGUUGCGCACGCAUCAAUUUUGUUUUGUUGCUUAACAACCCACCCGUCUAUAGGAGACCAGUAAACAACACCACAGCAGGAAGAACUAAAACCACAACCGCAGGAUAUUAUCAACUUUCACCACCUGCACCCCCUUACCAUGACAAUGUAGUUACCGAUCCACUUGAUAGAACUCUCCUGAUUGCCAGAUGCCUGCUGUUCCAGUUGCCAGUGGAUGUGAAUGCUGCAUCCCUUGAGAAUGUAGCCUUGGGGAUCUGUGUCGUGCCAGGCUACCCACAGGGCUGUCACACCACAACGAAUGACUAG